AUGUAUAAAAUGUCCGAGACGCAUGAGACUCAUGCCAAAAGAGAAGUCCCUUAUGCGCGUAGCCUUUUGUUCUUUUGCGACCGUCCCAACGGUGGUGACGUGCUGUCUUCGGCUCUUUGUGGAGAAAAACAAGCGCCGUGGCACACUCCCUGCCGCCGUCGCGCUCCCGGCGACGUGCUCCCCGGCGGCGAGUGCUUCCACGCACCUCCACAGCACUGCUCCCCGCGACGCAUCUCCCAGCAGUCGCGGCUUUCCCGGCGGAUUGAUCCAAAGAGUGCGUGUAGAGUAGAGAUCAAUGUCAAUGGUUACUUCACUGUGCGGGGUGGUAGAAAGGAGUAUAAUCGGGGCAGGACAGUAAGCUGGGUUGUUGAUUCAGAAAAGUACACAGUCAUUGAUCUGGAGAAAGAUAUUGCUCCGUAUUUUACAUGGGGCAGCGAUCAACAGGCCAACUUCUGGGUUGUAACGGCGGGGAAUACUAUGACAUCCAAGUUGUCUUCAGAUGUUCAGCUUCUUGAUUUGUUAAGGGCAUCAGAAAUAGUGAAAUUGUUUAUGGUAGUGGGUACACGCGAGCAAAAUAUUACUGAGGAGGAGAUGCCUGCUGCAGUUCACAUAGAAGAUGAUGUGAUUCCUACUGCAAUGAACAUAGGAGAGGAGGUGAACCUCACUGCAAUUGAUAGUGAUUUGGAUGUACUAGAUGGAGGGUUUACAUGGGCGAUGAUGAGGUGCGAGAAAAGAAAGAGGGCAAGAACUAUUCCGAAAAUUAGAGAAUUUGAUACUGAAACUGUUCUUGAUGAUGAGGCUACCAUUCGUAAUGAUUUUUUUGUGCCUCAUACAUCACAUGAUAAGGAGAAUCCAAUCAUUAAGGUGGGAGACACAUUUAUUGACAAGGAUGCUUUUGUUUACAAUAUCAAACAAUAUGCCAUCAAAAAUCAGUUUGAGACUAGGCUUGAACAUAGUGACAAAGAAAGAUUCUCGAAAACCUGCACUCAUGCAAUAGCUCUAUUUGGAAAAGUAAGGCACCUUAACAUUGAAAACUUUGUGGAUGACUACUAUUCACUAGAGAGGUUCAAGGCACCUACCACUUUGUGGUCACCCCAAUGGGUGACAAGACUCAAUGGCCAAAAUUUGAUCCCUGGGUUUAAAAUGAUUCCUCCAAAGCUAGAAAGACUCACAGGUAGACCAAGGAAGAAAAGAAUUAAGGCUAGUGGAGAGGCAGGGAAAAGAGGCCCAUAUCAAUGCAAAAGGUGUUUUCAGUUUGGACACAUAGAAAAAGGUUGUAAUGCUACUCAAGCUGAAUUAGAACAAGAGCUUCCACCACCUCGUCCAAAAACUUCCAAAAGGAAAAGGAAAUCCAAGUCUGAAAUUGAGUCAUCCGCUAAUGAUCCACAAGUGACUCCCGGCACCAAGUGCAACAACAACUAG
Messenger RNA from Miscanthus lutarioriparius, 1422 nucleotides. Lineage: Eukaryota; Viridiplantae; Streptophyta; Magnoliopsida; Poales; Poaceae. The record is from the annotation of a GenBank genome assembly.